AUGUUCGGGUUGAAGACCUCCACUCUCAUGUUCUUCAUUUGGACGUGGACCACGGCCGCGGCAGCUUCUUCCAACCUUACCAUCCCAUCUUCAUGGCAGGGCACAACAUCUAAUGUCUCUCGUAGCUCGCGUGAGGCAUUCGCACAUGAUGCAGCUACGACACUCCUCGGUCACGUUAAUCCAAGCAUUCAAAGCUCAGAUCUUCCCUGGAGCGAUUGGAUCACCGACGCAUUCGCGGUCCUUGCGCUGCAGGACUACUAUAGCGGGAACUCUUCGUGGAACAAUGUUGUGGCAGACGGUCUACAAACAUACUAUCGGCAAUAUGGUCUUUACUGGAAGGGUCCAAGAUUGAACAGCGAUGCUAUCUACUGGGGUCUCGCGUUCUUCUACGCAUACAGAACUUACAAACAGCAACCCCUACUUGACCUUGCUAUAGCAGCAUACAACGCGACCUACACGAAUGCAUUCAUCACUGCUGAAGCGGCAGCCAGCGGUACAGGUGCAGGGCGUAACGUAUCGCUCACACCGCCCGUGGGAUGCACGAAUCGUGAGACACUGCAAGUAUCAUACGUUACCAGCGCUGAUAGCCUUCCAGAUUCGACGUAUGGGGGCGUAUUCUGGAUGGUGGACGUCAAGAAUGACACUACAAUCAACUCUGAGACGAUCUCACCGUUCAUGGCACUCUCGGGGUAUCUGUACGAGGAAACGCAGGAUUCCAUAUAUGCUCAAGCAGCCCAAGCAUCCCUCGACUUCAUACUCAACUUCCUGUGGAAUGGGACCGUCGUACACGAUUCGUUCACACUCAGCUCCUGCGCUUUACAGCAGACUGAGUUCCUCACAUAUAACCAAGCCUGGUUCAUUGAAGGCUUGUCUGUGUGGGCCAACGUGACCAAGAACGAUACGCUGACAGAACUCCUGGGGGAAGUCAUACCAAUUGUCACAACGUACCCUGCCUGGUCUUCAUCUGAUGGCGUGAUCAGCGAAGCAUCACAAACCGUCGCCAACCACAAUGCCCUAACCGAUCACGAUGUGAUAUACAAGGGCAUACUUAUCCGCGGCCUUUCUGAAGCUCGCCUGCGCAACCCCGGUACGGAUCUGAGCCGGUAUAUUGAGGCGUAUGUGACGGUGCAGUUCAAUUCUAUCUUGGACAACGCCCUCUAUGUCGCGUCGAACAACAGUUUCUAUAGUACAUCGUGGUACGGUCCAGCGGAGCAAACCUUCAGUGCCGUUGGAAACAUGGCCGCUCUUGAUGUUCUGAAUACCGCCUUCAACUUUGUCUCACCCACAACGCCAUCCGGUGCAACAUCCCCACGCGAAUCGACCACUAGCUCUGUAUCCCCGACUGCAUCGGUAGCGACGAACAGGCAUCACGAAGUGAGCGUCGUUGUCGGAAGUGUGGUGGGUUCGGCCAUUGCGGCGCUUGUGUUCAUCGGAUCCUUUCUGGUUUGGCGCCGCCACCGCCAUCAUCGCGCCGACGAUGUGCUCGACCCGCGCGCAGAUUUCAACAACGCAAACGACCCCGAGCCAUUUGUUUUAGCGGUGUCCGAAGUCCACUCCUCAAAAUGGGAGCGCUUCUACGCUACAGCCCGUGACCAGCCAAUUUUACCCGCCACCUCAUCCGCGAGCGCCGGCUCCGAGGGUGUACAUGGCGUUGAACCUGGAGAGACGCUGGAUGGGGAAGGCCACGAUAGGGCGCCAAGGCCACGCAACACUGACAUAGCGGAGAUACCGACGCUUGUUCGGCGACUGAAUGACUUGCUGCAUGGUCAUCCAGAUCUUCCUCCGCAGUAUGAGCAUUGA
Peniophora sp. CBMAI 1063 is the source of this 1800-nucleotide messenger RNA. NCBI's taxonomy places the organism in Eukaryota, Fungi, Basidiomycota, Agaricomycetes, Russulales, Peniophoraceae. The record is from the annotation of a GenBank genome assembly.